This is a messenger RNA of Labrus bergylta (ballan wrasse), 5002 nucleotides long. The record is from RefSeq and is a predicted model, not a curated record. Lineage: Eukaryota; Metazoa; Chordata; Actinopteri; Labriformes; Labridae.
CGGAGGCAACAAGGAGAGCGCCGGUGCCUCGGUCCAGCCAGGGAGUCUCACUUCCGACAGGCAGUAGUGUGAGGUCGGAUUUAUCCGUGACCGGAGUGAAAAGUUCAACGCAACAAAGUUUGUUUUUACGCACUCCGUCUGAGAGAUCUUUCGCCUUUUACGCAAGAAUAAUAUAUUUUUUUAAACGCAUGGACGUGGGACUUUACGCAUUUUAUCCUGUCCCACUGUGGGAGGAUAACAGCUCCUUUCAUCGACAAAUUCAAGCUGGACAUCCUUCCAUCCUCAGCUCGGGAAUUUAGCUAAAACUGGAAUCUCUUUUGUAACGAGAAAUUCAACCAAGAGCCCAGAAAGGAAGCAGAAACUUAGAUCUUAAUCAACUUGGAGAUGCAGCCUCUGGAAAGAAAGUUUUAUCCCUGAGACACUAACGCAAAAGGAGUUCUGUUCGGACUAAAACCAUGAUGGAGCUGCUCGGAGUUGUGCGUAAAAGUCGCCGCGCACCGGACAGGAAGUGAACUAAUUAUUAUUAAACCCCAUCCCUCAUUUCCAUAUCUAGCGUGAGCUGGCUGGAGCGCAGCCAAUCACCCAGCGAAGGGCAGCAAGAGUCGUAAAAGCAUUCUCCUUCCUCCAUCACAAUCACACUGACAUGCGCAAUCUGCACACGGACAUCGACGGCAGCCUCACUUCGCUUAUUUCACGGAGUCCGCUGCCUCUGAAGGGUCCCAGUCGCUGCUCGUAGAUGAGUCGGCGGAAGGCAGCAGCGACUCGCACACGGAGAGCAACAUGUCCCGCCGCAAGCAAGCCAAACCCAAGCACCUCCAGUCAGAGGAGGAGGCGACACGGAGCGGACUCCUCUGCACGAAUGGCCUCGUACGGGGCACCGAUGGAGGCAGCAGUGAGGAAACACACAUCUGUGACAAAUGCUGUGCUGAGUUCUUCACAUGGACUGAACUGAGUAAACACCAGAAAGUCUGCACUGAGGACUCCUUAGUGCUGAUAGUAAAGGACAAUAACAGGGGUCGACCAGGGGCAUCUCCUAUCGGACCCUCUCCGGCUCCCAGUGUGGCGUCUAGUGACUCGUCUGUGGCAGAGUCCACAGAUGCCGGCUUUGAGCUGGGGGAGACAAUGCUGAAUGACAAUGACAGUCUGGAUAAUUUAGAGGAAGGCAUUGAUCGGGAUGAAGCCAUGGAGCAUGAGCAUUGCCGACCGGACGACUACAACGCACCCUCAAGCCCCCAGCCUCCUGAUUCAGCGGAGUCCAUUUCCCCCCAAAUGUCGACUGCUGGCAGCUACAGCAUGCCGAGUACGAACGUGACUCUGGAGAUUCUACACAGCACGAGGGUGGCUGUCGCCCAGUUCUCGCAGGGGAUAGACAGUUGUGGUACUGGAGGGAAGGCUGCCUCAGCUGCCAUCCCCGUGAUCCUGGAGCACCUGCUGGCUCUGCAGCAACAACAGGUCCACCAGCUGCAGCUUAUUGAGCAGAUCUGCAACCAAGUAGCCGUCAUGAACAGGCAACCAACACAGGCGGCGUUAAACCCGGUGUCCAGGUCUCUGUCUCUGACAUCUAACCCUUUUUCUUCUCAAGGCAUCAUCCCUCCUCCCAUCCUGCCUCUGUCAGGUACAAUGCCCUCGUCCGUCAAUGGACAGGCUGCUGUUUCUUUGUCUUCUGGCCUUGAAAAGUCACAAAGUCUCCAACCACAAACUGUAUCUGGACAAUCCUCCUUCAGAGAUGUAACAUGCACCUCAGCCUCCUCAGAGAAUUCAACCCCGCCUCUCUCCAGCAGCAGCAUCUCCACGUUACUCCCUCCGUACACAGGCUCACACAGCAGCAGCAUUAGUGGUACUCAGACGCUAAGCUCCUCCAGCCCCCUCCCAAUGGGCCAGAGCAGCCUCCUCAGCUCAUCCUCCAGCUUGCCAUUUCUACCUCAGAGCCCUCCCAGCAGCGUCAUCUUCCCAAAUCCCUUGGCUAGCAUUGCCGCCACAGCUAAUGCACUUGACCCUCUUGCAGCCCUGAUGAAGCACAGGAAAGGGAAACUGCCAAACGUGUCCUUGUUCGAAACCAAGCCCAGCCCAGAGGAGCCUUUCUUCAAGCAUAAAUGCAGGUUCUGUGCCAAAGUGUUUGGCAGCGACAGCGCUCUGCAGAUCCACCUGCGCUCCCAUACAGGAGAGCGGCCCUUCAAAUGUAACAUCUGCGGCAAUCGCUUCUCCACAAAAGGGAACUUGAAGGUACACUUCCAGAGACACAAGGAGAAGUAUCCUCACGUCCAGAUGAACCCCUACCCGGUGCCAGAAUAUCUAGACAAUGUGCCAACCACUACUGGGAUUCCCUACGGUAUGUCCAUCCCUCCAGAAAAACCUGGCUCCUCAUGGCUUGAUAGCAAACCUGUUGUAGCAACUUUACCAGCCUCUAUGGGUCUUCCACUUUCCUCCACUAUUACUAGUACUGGAGGCUCAAAUGACCCUGUAAGUGUAACUCCAUCCGUUAAAUCUCCCUUCCAGCCAUCUCCUUUUGAAUGUUUAUCUUUGUCACCUAAACACAGAGGCAGUGAGGCUCAUUUUUCUCCUGUUUCAGAGUCUCCGCUAUCUAACCGUGAGACAGAAGCAGCCAAUAUAUUAAAAGCAGAGGGGGUCCACUUGCCCCAAACCUGCUCCCUGAGACCAAGAGGCAACCCAGCAACGGAGGCAACCAGCACUACGAUCCCAGUAGGGGCCACCACACCCGAACCUGUCUCCUCAGCAUCCCCUGUCUCGAACUCUCCACCUAUCUCAAUCCACUCAGACGAAAUAAAACUCCCAACCAGUAGCCCCCUGGACUCUAUGCAAGCAUCCGAAACCUCAAAGCUUCAGCAGCUGGUGGAGAACAUCGACAAAAAGAUCACAGACCCCAACCAGUGCGUCCUGUGUCACCGUGUCCUCAGCUGCCAGAGCGCGCUGAAGAUGCACUACCGCAUUCACACUGGGGAAAGGCCCUUCAAGUGUAAAGUCUGUGGCAGGGCUUUCACCACCAAAGGCAACUUGAAGGCUCAUAUUGGUGUUCACAGAGAGAACCCUCCCGUUCAGGUGCAACACUCCUGCCCUAUUUGCCAGAAAAAGUUCACCAACGCUGUUGUCCUGCAGCAGCACAUCCGCAUGCACAUGGUGGGGCAGAUUCCAGACUCUACCCUGGUGGACAGGCUGCAGGACAAGGACAGCGAGUUCUCCAUCAAUGAGAGAAACUUUGACAGUCUAAGCAGCAAUAGCAAUGACCUCACUGACGAUAUUUCAAUGGAGGAAGUUAACGAGGAAGAAGAAGACGAGGUAGAAACCAUGGUGGAAGGUGUAAACCCGUCUAAACCCUUGAUCUCCGAUUGGAGUUCCCCUCCUAAGUCUUCCGCCAUUAUCUCAAGUAUUGCUGCUCUUGAGAACCAAAUGAGGAUGAUUGACUCUACUGUAAGCUUUACCCACUCUUUUGGUAUAAAAUCUCUAACAAAUGGUUUUGGUGAUGAUAGCAGCAAAUUCAGUGUUUAUUCAUCUGAGAAAAGGACGGACCAUUGCAGCGCAAAAAGCCCAAAUGGGUCAGAGUCGUCCUGUUCCCCCCAUGUGUCCGCGUCUCUGAUUGAAAACAACUCAGAAGGACCAACCACUAAAUCCCCUGCUGAGAACAAGACCAGGCCAGAAUACCAUGAGCCUCUGGCAGCCUCAGUGAAGAGAGAGCAAUCUGAGUCUCCUACCUCUGCAUCAGGAGCUGCAGCGGCCCAAGAGCUGAAAGGAAUGGAGACCGGCCAUCUGAGUGUGAAAGAGGAGACUCCUUACAGCAUGUCAUUCCAACUGAGCAGAGAAAGAGCUGCAGGUCAAAGCAUCCCUGGCUUGGUAACCAGCCCACUAUCAGGCAUGAUAAAAACCGAGCUCAACGGUCACAGUCAACCAAGCACCCCGUCCGAAGGGCCGCACCCACUUUUCAGCGUCCACAUCCCUCCAACUUACGCACCAAUCGGCAGCCCAGGAAUGACCUCCCUGCUCGGCCCCGUUCAUCCUCGACGGACACCAAAGCAGCACAACUGCAACGCCUGUGGGAAGAACUUCUCGUCAGCCAGCGCCCUGCAGAUCCACGAGCGCACACACACCGGAGAGAAACCGUUUGUGUGCUCCAUCUGCGGCAGAGCGUUCACCACCAAAGGCAAUCUGAAGGUUCAUAUGGGAACUCACAUGUGGAACAACGCACCAGCCAGGAGAGGCCGGCGGCUGUCGGUGGAGAACCCCAUGGCCCUGCUGGGGGGAGAGGCGAUGAAGUUUGGGGAAAUGUUUCAGAAGGACCUGGCAGCCCGAGCGAUGAACGUCGACACUGGAUUUUGGAACCGUUAUGCGACAGCCAUCGCCAAUAGCCUGGCCGCGAAAAACAACGAGAUCUCAGUGAUCCAGAACAGAGGCAUCUCUCAGCUUCACCCUCUCACUGCAGGCAUGGACCGGAUGAGCACCGCAGGAAGUCCGAUGACCAGUCGAACCAAGACAGGCAUGGACCUGGGGAAUAAUAGACAUUUUUCUAUGCUGAUUGACAACAGCAAAGACAUUGGAAUCAAUUGAACAGAAGCUGGACGGUGACUUGAUACUUAUGCAAUCUAUGAUGGACGUGUUUGUAAAACGCCUUGUUUGUUCUUAUGUAUUAUAUAGAGACUUAAAAAGAACUUUUUAUCAAUUGACAGAGAAUAGAAGGGUAUUCACAUUUCGCUAUUUUACUUCGCCAUCAUUUGUGAGUGUUUUUUUUUUUUAUCUACACAUUAAAUGUUUAACUUGUACCUGAAGAUUCCUACGGUGCUUAGACGUAUGGUUGCUCUGAAGAAGGGAACAUAUGUUUGAAUCAAUAAUGCAAAGAGUCUGCUAUCUCCCCUGGACAGCUGCCCAAUGCUGCUGGUGCAAAGCACAAAAUAUGCUCAUAAAUACCCACAACUAUGAGUUGCAAUGUUGUCAUGUUAUGUUGAGAAAUUGUCUUCUUAAACAAGAGAUGGACCGAAUAAAACCUAGAACAAUC